AUGCUCAUGGGGUCGAACAAACAGACAAUCACAUACAUAUACAACACACAAAGACAGAAGGUUGACACGGUGGAGGAGAUGGAGCCUCUCCACAGAGAAUUCUGGCAGCAGAAUUUUCAAAUCUCCCCCACCGAGAACGCCCGAUUCGAUCACGCCACAGAGACCGAGGUUACAAACUACAUACAACAACACAGAAACUUAUUUCUCCCAGAAAACACCAUCAGACUGAACACUCUCACAGAGGACAGUCCCCUCUCCACACCAAUCACACCAGAGGAAAUAACAAACACAAUCAAACCACUGGCAACAGGAUAUUUCCCUGAUAAAUUCAAACACGCCACCCUCACUUUAAUACCUAAACCAGGGAAAUCUACACAUCAGGUGGGGAAUUACCGCCCCAUCUCACUCUUAGAAGUCCCAGGCAAACUGCUAGAGAGGGUAAUAACACAAAGACUCAUCCCACACCUUGAAAACAACCAAAUACACAACACUAGGCAAUACGGCUUCCGCCCACACAGGGGGACCGAGAGCGCCAUCGCCCUCGCUUGUGAGGAGAUUGCUCUCGGUCUCGCUAACAAGCACCAGACGAACGCAAUACUACGAGACGUCAGCAAGGCCUUUGAUAAGGCACCCCCAUCCACCUCAGAAGUGGAGUACCACAGGGAAGAGUUUUAUCGCCAACCCUCUAAUAUCCUGCACACAGCCAGUCUGCCAGAACCAACACCAUACAGCAACUAUAUUUCCUAUGCAGACGAUAUCACACAGAUCAUCACACAUCCCUCUAAAUCACAACACUUCAUGAAACAGAAAGAGCUAUACAGAACGUCAACAUCUUUGAGCACCACUGGAAAAUACAGACAAACAAACAAAUUCAAACUCAUACCCAUAGCACGUAAAAAGUCACAACCAAUCACAAUCAACAACACCAACAUACCAUACCCUAACACAGGAAACAUUCUCGGACUACAGUUCACAACUGCAGGCUUCCUCACACACGUUAAACACAGAAUAACACAAGCACAAAUAACACUAACCAAACUAAAACGCUUUUCAUGCUGCACACCACAAACAAAGCUCAUACUCUACAAAACAACGGUCCUUGAAUACACAGCUAUUCCGUUGGUUGCAAUAUCUUACAUACAAAAACUCAAAAUGCAAUCAGUUAAGAACAAAGCACUACUCUGGUUUUACUGCGAGGUGCUGGCCGAACUAUAA
Molecule: messenger RNA, 1215 nt
Organism: Penaeus indicus
Lineage: Eukaryota; Metazoa; Arthropoda; Malacostraca; Decapoda; Penaeidae
Exons: 4
Coding region: 1-1215 (404 amino acids)
Source: RefSeq, a predicted model, not a curated record